AUGUCCAACUGGGCGAUGGAGUUUGACCGAUGGGCACCAAGUGUGAAGAAGAUUCUCUACAAGGGUUCCCCUCAGGCGCGUCGUGUGUUGCAGGUCCAGUUGAGAGCCUCCAAAAUCAAUGUGCUCUUGACAACAUAUGAGUAUAUCAUCAAGGACAAAUCCGCACUCUCCAAGGUCAAAUGGAAGUACAUGAUCAUUGACGAGGGGCACCGCAUGAAAAACCACCAUUGCAAACUGACGCAAGUGUUAAACACCUACUACACUGCGCCAUAUCGACUGCUGUUGACUGGCACUCCGUUGCAAAACAAAUUACCCGAACUGUGGGCCUUGUUGAAUUUCUUACUGCCUACCAUUUUUGAAAGUGUGAAUACAUUCGAGCAGUGGUUCAAUGCACCGUUUGCCGCGACCGGAGAAAAGGUGGAACUAAACCAAGAAGAGACGCUUCUGAUCAUUCGACGUCUGCACAAGGUACUUCGCCCAUUCCUGUUGCGUCGCCUCAAGCGGGAAGUCGAGUCACAGUUACCUGAGAAAGUUGAAUAUGUGAUCAAAUGUGACAUGUCUGCUCUGCAGCGAGUUCUCUACUCUCACAUGCAGUCAAAAGGUGUCAUUUUGACCGACGGCUCUGAGAAGGACAAGAAGGGAAAAGGAGGCUGCCGUACUCUGAUGAACACCAUUAUGCAGUUGAGAAAGAUUUGCAACCACCCCUUCAUGUUCUCACACAUUGAGUUGGCCAUAGCGGAACAGAAUUUCCUCUCCCAACACGGAGGGAAUCCACCAUCAGGUGUUCCAAUGCCAACACAAGUGGAGGGCAAAAUGUUAUACCGAGCUUCGGGGAAAUUCGAACUGCUGGAUCGCAUUUUGCCCAAACUCAAGAUUUGCGGUCAUCGAGUACUCAUUUUCUGUCAAAUGACCAGUUUGAUGACGAUCAUGCAGGACUAUUUCGAUUACCGCAACUUCCGGUAUCUACGUCUAGACGGCACCACACGCUCGGAAGAUCGAGGGGAGUUGUUGGUCAAAUUCAACGACACCACGGAAGACAUCUUCAUUUUCCUGCUCUCCACUCGAGCUGGUGGUUUGGGGCUGAAUUUGCAAGCCGCCGAUACAGUCAUCAUAUUCGACUCCGACUGGAAUCCGCAUCAAGACUUGCAAGCACAAGAUCGUGCGCACCGUAUCGGUCAACAAAAUGAGGUUCGUGUGCUACGUUUGAUUUCCAUCAAUUCUGUGGAGGAAAAAAUUUUGGCCGCUGCCCGGUUCAAGCUGGACGUUGAUCAGAAGGUCAUACAGGCUGGAAUGUUUGAUCAGAAGUCGACUGGCAACGAGAGGCGCCAGUUCCUUCAGGCUCUGCUCGAACAGGAUGAGGAGGCGGACGAAGAGGAAGACGAAGCUCCAGACGAUGAGACAAUCAACCAGAUGCUAGCCCGAAACGAGGAGGAGUUCGAAAUUUUCCAGCGAAUGGACGUGGAACGGCAGUUCGCCGAGAGUCAGCAAGCGAAGCGUGAGGCACGACUUUUGGAGUAUGCGGAGCUCCCGAACUGGAUUAUCCGAGAUGAAAUUGAGGCACGUGGUUACUUGAUAUCGUAUGACAAUAUUAACUGUGACCCUAUCUGUAUAUCGGUUUUGCCUUCCUAUUCAACAUUACCUUUCGCCCCUAAUAAUUCCUACAGCGUCCCAUCACUCAAUUACCACCUCGGUUAA
This is a messenger RNA of Dicrocoelium dendriticum, 1695 nucleotides long. NCBI's taxonomy places the organism in Eukaryota, Metazoa, Platyhelminthes, Trematoda, Plagiorchiida, Dicrocoeliidae. The record is from the annotation of a GenBank genome assembly.